Ramularia collo-cygni is the source of this 1587-nucleotide messenger RNA. Its product is annotated as related to multidrug resistant protein. The record is from RefSeq and is a predicted model, not a curated record. Gene Ontology annotation, molecular function: transmembrane transporter activity. Lineage: Eukaryota; Fungi; Ascomycota; Dothideomycetes; Mycosphaerellales; Mycosphaerellaceae. Gene Ontology annotation, biological process: transmembrane transport. The transcript has 4 exons. The coding region runs from base 1 to 1587 and encodes 528 amino acids.
AUGUCAAACGUUCACCCAGAACCCUUUAAAAGUCCUGCUGAUAGCGACGGAAUGGACCCCACAACGGACACCCGUGCAAGAUACAUGGCAACAGGCCCAGCUGUCAGUUUAAGCCAGGAACAUCAAGAUUAUCUUAUCAAACGCCAUGGCACACUCUACCUCGAUCCUGUACCUUCAGACGACCCUGCCGAUCCUUACAACUGGCCAGAAUGGAAGAAGAUGGCCAAUUUAAUCGUCGUGGGGUUCAAUGCCAUGAUGACAACCUUCACAGCAGCUGCAAUCAUCCCAGCAUACGAAGCAAUCUCUGAGGAGUUCGAGUGCACCAUCACGAAAGCCAGUUACCUCACAUCGCUACAGAUCAUGGUUUUGGGCUGGGCUCCACUGUUCUGGAAGCCACUCUCUCAGCGCUAUGGUCGACGUCCUAUCUGGCUGAUCAGUAUGCUUGGCUCGUUGGUCUUCAACGUGGGUUGCGCACUGUCACAUAGUUAUAGCACGAUGGCCAUAUGUCGCGCGUUUGUGUCCUUCUUCCUCUGUCCCGCAAUGGCCUACGGAAGUGGUGUGGUGACGGAGACGUACUUUAAAGGACAGCGAGCUCAGUACAUGGGCGUGUGGACCUUGUUGGUCACGUUGGGGGCACCCUCGGGACCAUUUAUUAUGGGAUUCGUCAGUUACCAGACUGGAAACUACCGGUGGAUAUACUGGACCCUCGCAAUUCUCAACGGUGUGCACUUCUUGGCCUAUUGUAUCUUUGGACCAGAGACUCGCUAUCUUCGACGCGGCGUCACGCACAGAGGCUCUGCAUUCGCUCAAGAAUAUCUCCAAUUCCGACGAAUCGACCCAGCUCCCUUCCGAAUCUUCGAAUUCAUCCAACCCCUAUCCCUCGCGCGAUAUGCCUCAAUUGCGAUUCCCGCUGUUGCGUAUGCUGUGGUCUUCAACUUUACCUCUGUCCUCCUCACAGUCGAGAUCCCUCAACUCUUCAUCCCCAAAUUUGGCUUCAACUCCCAGCAGCUUGGUCUCCAAUUUCUCGGAAUCAUCAUAGGCUCCAUUAUUGGCGAGCAACUAGGUGGUCGACUCAGCGACCUCUGGAUGAGACGCAUUGGAGGUAGGAAAGUCGCAACGCCUCCACCCGAGUUCCGUCUGUGGCUCUCUUACGGAGGAUUCCUACUGGCGAUGGUCGGAUUGAUCAUUUUCGGCGUUCGAUUUGAACAAGCUGAGCAGAAUCAUUGKAAUGUAACGCCAAUAAUCGGCAUCGCAAUCGCAGCAGUGGGUAACCAGAUCGUCACGACGGUACUGGUGACUUAUGCGGUUGACUGUCAUGUUGAGCAUAGUGCAAGCAUUGGUAUUUUCAUAAAUGUCGUUCGACAGACUUGGGGAUUCAUCGGACCAUUCUUCUUCCCCGAGAUGCUGGCCGAUCUGGGUACCGUGGCAAGCGUUGGAUUGCUUGCAGGGCUGAUAUUCGCUGUCUGUUGGGUUCCCACAGCGGUGUUGCAGUGGCGAGGGCAGAAAUGGAGAGAUGCUGGUCCGGCGCCCAUUGUCAUGGCUGAGGACUUGAAGGUCGCUGAGAAGGAGGCUACUGGUUCCGUGUGA